Messenger RNA from Condylura cristata (star-nosed mole), 1939 nucleotides. RefSeq names its product laccase (multicopper oxidoreductase) domain containing 1 (gene LACC1). Gene Ontology annotation, molecular function: copper ion binding. Bases 454 to 1746 code for a protein of 430 amino acids. Lineage: Eukaryota; Metazoa; Chordata; Mammalia; Eulipotyphla; Talpidae. The record is from RefSeq and is a predicted model, not a curated record. The transcript is spliced from 7 exons.
UCCGGGCUCAGGCCCGAGGACGUUUCCGCAGCUGGGGCUCCAGUUCCUCUCUCUCCACCGCCUGGGGUGCGGGCUGAGGGGGCCGCCGCACCCGGAACUGGCGAGACCGCCGCGGGGCGCCAACGCGCGCUUCCUUCACUGAGUCUCCGCUCGGCUCGGCUCGGUCCGGCCCACCGCGUCCACGCGGGACCCGCCCACCUCCCGGCUCCCGCCCGCAGCUGUUCGCUCGCCGGGCCGGCCCUGAGCUGCUGACCGGACCACAGCGGUCUGCCAGGCCGAUGCCAAGCGGGGGAGGCGUCGUUCGGCAGUGAAGAGCGUGAGGUGGGGCGAACAGGCAAGGCCUUUUGGCCCAGGGGGCUAAGCUUGUGGCUUCCGGUUUCUUACAGGCUCGGGGGCGGCGGGUGAUUAUUCUGGGGCAGAGACAUCUUUAAAAAACCUCAUGCUAUAUUGAAGAUGGCAGAAGCAGUGCUGAUUGACCUCUUUGGCUUGAAAUUAAACUCUCAAAAAAAUUGUGACCAGACAUUACUGAAGACCUUGAAUUCUGUUAAGUUCCACCACGCUACCAAGGCCAAGUUCCUUUGCAUACUGUGUUGCAGUAACAUUUGCUGUGAAAGGGAUGGUGAACAUGAUAAUUGUGAAUUAGAAACAAAAAGUGGAUUUUCAACUCUUUUGAGAGAAUUUGAGGUCGUUAGCAAUCCCAGCUUGGCUGUCUCUCUGUAUACCAUUAAGCAAAAAAUUGAUGAAAAAAAUUUGAGCACCAUUAAGGUAAUUGUACCUAUACAUCGGAAGACAUUAAUAAAAGCUUUUAUUGAUCAACUCUUCACCAAUGUUUACAAUUUUGAGUUUGAAGACUUACAGGUGACUUUUAAAGGAGAUCAUUUGAAACAGUCUACUGAUAUAAAAGUCAUCACAGCUCAAGAUCUAGAAGCAAUUCAGAGUGAAAUAGAAAUAUACUUGAGAAGUCUGCCAGCUCUGAAAGGAGAACUAACCAUUAUCAGAUCUCCUUUGAUCUCAGAUAUUUUCAUACAUGGAUUUACAACAAGAACAGGUGGGAUAUCUUACAUACCGACUCUUAGCUCAUUCAAUCUCUUCAGUAGUUCCAGAAGGAGAGAUCCCAGGGUUGUUGUUCAAGAAAAUCUGCGUAGAUUGGGGAAUGCUGCGGGAUUUAAUGUGGAGAAAUUUUAUCGAAUAAAGACUGAUCAUGCCAAUGAUGUCUGGAUUAUGGAGAAAAAAGAGCCUGAGUCUUAUGAUGGAAUCACCACAAAUCAGAGAGGAGUCACAAUAGCUGCUCUUGGUGCUGACUGUCUACCAAUAGUUUUUGCAGAUCCUGUCCAAAAAGCAUGUGGGGUUGCUCACUCUGGUUGGAAAGGUACUUUGUUAGGUGUUGCAAUGGCCACAGUGAGUGCUAUGAUAUCAGAAUAUGGCUGUAGUUUGGAAGACAUUGUUGUUGUUCUUGGACCUUCAAUAGGACCUUGCUGUUUUACUCUUCCAAGGGAAUCAGCAAAGGCAUUUCAUAGUCUUGAUCCUGACUGUGUACGACUGUUUGACUCACCAAAUCCCUAUGUUGAUAUCCGUAAAGCUACAAGGAUUCUUCUAGAACGGGGAGGAAUUCUUCCACAGAAUAUUCAGGACCAGUCGCAAGAUCUCAGCCUUUGUACAUCUUGCCAUCCUGACAAGUUUUUCUCCCAUUUCCGAGAUGGCCUUAAUUUUGGUACACAAAUUGGUUUCAUAUCAAUCAGAGAAUGAGACACUUGAGUGGAUUUUUGCCUAAUUGUUUCCUGCUUCUUUCCAAACUGACAGCAAGAAAGAAAUUUAGCUGUUUGGUCUACUUAAAGCUGAAAAGAUUAUAACGAUAGUUCAUCUUUAGGGUGUACUUCCACUGUUACCCAAAGAUAAAUGAUUUUUUAUUUGAUUCUAAUAACUGAUAAAAAAAAUCAGU